This is a messenger RNA of Parascedosporium putredinis, 2862 nucleotides long. The record is from the annotation of a GenBank genome assembly. Lineage: Eukaryota; Fungi; Ascomycota; Sordariomycetes; Microascales; Microascaceae.
AUGCCUCCUCCCCGCUCGCCUCCCCGGGGCAACAGCCUCCGCCGCCUCAGCAGCAGCAGCAGCAGCCCCUUCCGCGCCCGGCUCGCACCAAAUGGGCCAUUACGGCCUUCCACCUCCACCGCGGCCCGCAGUCUCGUCGAGACAAUCCUCCACCUUUUCAUCCUCUGGUCGCGAGCUGCCGUCGCUCAAUUCUAUCGCGAGGACCGGCAGUACGGGGAGCAGCAUGUCGAUAUCGUCUAUGCUCGGUGGGCCUCCGUCAAAUUCGAGGGAUUCGCACGCACCACCGCCGCCACCACCACCACCGCAACACUAUCCUGCAUCCUCGAGCACGCCCUCAACCUCCAGCGCCGCAUACGCGCCUUCGAUACACGCGACAUUAUACCCCCGAGCUACAGCGCUACGGGACUCCGCAAUACCAUCAGCGACCGCCUCCGCCGAUGCACGAUCAGGGUAGGGACUCCAGGAUGCCUGGGAAUGGGCCCCCUCCGCGACCCAGCAGUCAGCCUAAAUCUUUUGGCGGCAUGCACCACCCACCGCCGAUCGACCACUCACGGGCGCCGCCGCACGAAGAUCCAUAUAAUCGCAGGGAGGACCCUAACCGACGGCCUCCAGCCUCGGCCGAAUAUAACCCAGAGCGCACGGGGCUGCGUCCAGGUUACGACGACCCUUAUCGGGCAGAGCGGGAAAGACAGCACGAGGCGGACCAGCGCGAAAGGGAACGGCGCGACCGCACGCUGUCUACGGGAGAUGCUGGACGAUCACAUCCUGGCCACCCGGAGUACCCCCUCGAGGCCAUCCCGGAUAUGGUCCCCCAUCCCGACGCCCGUGAUCCGCGCGAUACCCGAGACCCCCGAGACCCCCGAGAGCGAGAUCCCCGAGAUUCUAGGGAUCCCCGUGACAGAGACCCCAGGGACCCCAGGGACCAGAGAGACGCUCGAGAUCCCCGCGAUAGAGACCCUCGAGAUCAACGGGAUGUGCGAGACCCGAGGGACAGAGAUCCUAGAGACAGAGAUCCGAGGGACCAGCGAGAUGCCCGCGACCCACGGGAUCCACGAGACCCACGAGAUCUUAGAGACGCUCGAGAUCCACGCGACCCCAAUCACUGGCAACGCCAGUCUGCCUACGACCCUGCGCGGCCUCCAUACGACUCACCCGGACACCAUCCCCCAGACACCCAGACUACCCGCCGACUUCUGCCGCACCCCCAUACGCACUCCAUACGGUCCGCCCAACCCAUCGUCUGGGUCCUUUGAAUCGCAGCGUUCACGAUCGAACGAGGACCCUCCUGGCCAGCAUAUGCUGAACCGCAAUCACCUCGCGAUCCAGGAGAUGAACCGGACGAAAGGGCGCGUAAGCCCCUUGCCGCAAGCCGUGCAAGGCGCGCAGCCUCAGCUUCAUGGACCCGCUGGAGAGCCGGGCAUCAAGUCCGAGUUUGGACGUGUCUUUUCGGGUCUGGGCGGUAUUGGUGGCUUAGGAGUGUCGAGCCCUGUAACCUCGGCCCCACCCUCCCUUCCGUUUUCCAACUCGAUGUCGCGGCGCGAUGAUGCGGACGCAGGAGCGCACGAUUCGCCUGCGGAUGGAGCGAAGAUGAUGCGCGAGGGGAGCCGGGGUAGACGCAGAAAGUUGAAGGAGGAGGACCCGAGAGAAGAUGAUAGCAGUGGACGGCAAACCCCCGGUGGGAAGGCCAAGCGCCCCAAGACGCUCCCCCACCACCACCACCAUCAGUAUACGCCUGACGGCACCGCCCCGCAGCCUGUUGGGCCACCCUUCAAGGCCGGCAAGGGCAACACGCCCAUCCAGUCACCCACCUUGCCGAAGGAUGGCGCGAUGCUUCAUCCCCAUGGGCCGCGGCCGACCGCCUCGACGUCAAAGCCCGCGCCUAGUCCCGUUCCCGUUCUACCACCCAAGCCUAAACAAAUCAUCAACUCAAAGGCCGUUCUUGAUUCCGUCGCGGACCGACCUAGACAUCACCUAGGCGAUACACUCUACGAACCCAUCUUCACGCCCUCCCGCCUGGUGCCGAAUGUGCCCUCCCACCGAGGCUUUUCUACAACGCCAAAACCGCUACCGUUUGACAGGAUCCGCGACCAAGAAAAUUGCACCAUCACUGUUAAAGUGGCUAGGAUCCACCUGACGCCCAGUGCCCGGGAGGAGGUCACGGCGCGCCGUGCCGUAUGGGGGACAGAGGUGUACACGGAUGACUCGGACGUGAUCGCAGCGUGCAUCCAUGGAGGCUGGAUCCGUGGCGAGUGGCCUGAAGAUGUGGACGUCAACAUGCUCGAUCUGGAUCGCGGAAUCUUUAAUGAUGGGCAUACGGGUCCCGUACACGUGCCGGCGGACCGCGAUAUGCACGUCACGCUCCUUAUCCUGCCGAAGCUGCAGAAGUACGGCAGUACCACGCGGUUCGGGAUACAGUCCCGUCAGUUUGGCAGCUCAUCUCGCUCGGAUGAUGGGCAGCGCGCGGUCGAGCACGACGGGUUAAGCUUUAUGAUUCUCGGGGUGCGGUGGGUGGAGAACGGCGCCGGGGCCCAGAGUAGGCUCCGAGGUCAGGCGCGCCGCGACCGGAUGAGGAAGGCGAUGCGAGAGGUCCGCACGACAUUCAACGGCGUAAACGGCGCGGCUGAUCUCGAAAAUGGCAAGGAGGUCAUACGCAAGCUGCGCUCUCAGCUUGAGAACGGCGUCCUCAUCCCGCCGGCGGACGCUGUCGCGAGCGAAAGGCUCGUGCGCAAGAGCGCCACAGCAAAGAUGGAGACGGGAGACAAAUCCACGGAUGCAGCUCUCAAUGGAGAAGCCGGAGAUGAGGAGAUGGCGGAGGUGGAGAAGACAGAGGGAGAACGCAGUGCUGAUGCGGUGGAGGCGUAA